AUGAAACGCAACACCAACAAUUCCAAAGCCGCGGCGGAAGCCGCAAUGGGUGAUGCCAAAGAAUUCCAUUCCGAUUCCGAAUCUGAGACGGGCAAAACUGGCGCUGCGUCCAAACGACCAGGCAGCGAAGCCUCCGAUGCAUCCAGCAUCUGGGAAAGUCUUCCAAUCGCCACGUUGCAGCUCCUCGUCGACACCUAUCGCCUGGGCAGACCUACCCGCAACUCCAAAGCGGAAUACGCAGCGCAGCUGGACAGAUUCCAAAUCCCUGUCACAGCCUUCCAAGCCCUGCCACGUCCCCCUGGCAUAGCUCCUUCUUGUGAGCUGGCAACAAUCGUCGAAGACCCACAGCAGAUUCCCAUCCUUCCGCCGAAGUGGUUCGCCAACCUGCACAGUCCGGACCUGCCGAAGCAGAACAAGAAUGAGGCCUUCAAAGACUACGUCAUCCUUCUUUGCAACCUCCCGGCCGUCGACAACAUCACCGAGGUACACCUGAUUUGUUGCUUGCUGCAGAACACCUUGCCGCACAUCCAGAGCAUGGCGAACCGGCACCACAAGAGGGGAACCACCGACUUCAACCAACUCGUCAAGGUGAUCACCCGAAGACAUCCCACGCCUCAUCUGGACCGCCUCGAAACCUUCCGCUGCAUGAAACCGGAGUCCGACGAGUCCUACUUCAGUUUCGCCGAACGCAUGCGGGACCAGUACGAAGCAUUCCUCCGCUUCCCUCCGAACCUGCUCAAAAUGGGAGAGCCGUUCCUGCAGCAGAUCUUCAUGGAGCAGCUGUUCUUCAUCUCAGACGGCGGCCUGAAGGACGAACUGCAAAAGAAGUGGCUCCGGCAACCUACAAUGACCUGGGACGACAUGAUUGAGAUCGCCGAAUCGUAUCGACUCAACCACCGCGUCCGAAACUCAUCAUCGUCAGGUACCGUGAAAACAACUUCAGACACCGAUCAUCGCUACCACCUCGCCAAUGGUGCCAGCAUCACGGUCGUUACAUGCGGCACGGCAGCCACGAGUGCCGAUUACGCCCCAGAAAUUACGGCGGUUCCCGCGCGACCGACCAUUCCCACAGGGCACGGCAUCAAUUUUGUUGACGGCACCGCGGACGAAAGGGGUCAAAUCGAACGUAUUCUAACCCAGUACAAAUCUGUAGUGUAUCAAUGGUCCGGGCGCAGGGGGCUUGGCAUCAAUCAACAUGUCGCGCAAGCCACUCACCCGGAAGGGAACGGAUGCUGCGAACGAGCAAUCCGAUCCUUGAUGCAACUGCAGUCAAAGGCUACCAAGGGAAAAGAAGAUCAAUGGGAACGUCACUUACAAGAGUCAGUCAGGGCCUACAACAUCACGCCUCAUGCGACAACUAAUCGGACCCCCACCGAAGUAAUGUUUGGAUUACCCCCCCGCCUAAAUGCUGACGAUCAGUUCCAGGUACCGGACUUAACUCCAGAAAAGCAACCACAGUGGCCAACCGCAGAAAGCACGAAAGCCAGGGAAGAAGUCACCAACCAGGCAAACAAGCAGAGAAAUCGACACUUCCGGCCAGGGGAAAUGGUGGCAAUUUGCCCACGUCUCCCGACAGUGAAUACUCACGCAGCAAAUCGGCGGUUUCAUGUUCAGAAGUUGGGUCCUUAUAUGGUACUCUCUUAUCACGGCAACGGCGAGUAUCGCGUCGGCGCGGGCCCAGAUAUUAUUAGAGCCAAUGCGUGGGAAAUGAUUCCAUAUCGCGGACUCCCGCGAGAACCGGCGACUUCUUAUCGUACCCUGAGCCAAAUAACGGAACCAGAGCAAACCCCAAAAAUAGCUCUGCCGGACCAUAUUUACGCGAAAGACCCGGGUCUGCGCCCGCCUGAUAUAAUUUUCGACAGCUGGAAAGCUGCGGAAUUAGUCGGAUUUGGGUUUCAGCGUGGUGAAGGGCCUGAAAUAGGCCUAAUCAUGGCGUUGAAGAAAGUGAAAGGCAACUUGGAAAGAUUGUUUGAUAAGAAUUUGAACGAUCUUGUUCGUGGAAUCCGGAACCAUAAGGAGAACGAAGGAAAAUAUAUUGGAACAUGCCUUGAGGAAAUCAAAGAAGAGUUGCGGAGCGAUAGCAUAGCUGUGAAAGCAAAUGCGGUGGCAAAACUUACAUAUCUUCAGAUGCUGGGCUACGAUAUCAGCUGGGCGGCUUUUAAUGUGAUCGAAGUGAUGAGUUCUACUAAAUUCACUUUCAAGAGAGUUGGUUACCUGGCUGCCUCGCAGUGCUUCAGUGAAAGCACAGACGUACUGAUGUUGACGACGAAUAUGAUCCGGAAGGAUCUGAAUAGUCACAAUCAAUAUGAAUCUGGUGUUGCACUGACUGGCUUAGCUUGUUUCAUCAGCACGGACUUGGCGAGGGAUCUGGCUGGUGACAUCAUGUCUCUGUUAACAUCAACGAAGCCUUAUUUGCGCAAGAAAGGAAUCCUACUUUUGUAUCAGGUGUUCCUACAUUUUCCUGAGGCUCUGAGGCCCGCAUUUCCUCGGUUGAAGGAAAAACUAGAGGAUCCUGAUGCUGGUGUUCAGUCGGCCGCAGUAUCCGUUGUUUGUGAAUUGGCGAGGAAAAAUCCUAAAAAUUACUUGCCGCUUGCUCCAAUGUUCUUCAAGUUGAUGACCUCGUCGACAAAUAACUGGAUGUUGAUCAAAAUCAUUAAGCUGUUUGGCGCGCUGACGCCAUUGGAACCUCGUUUGGGAAAGAAGUUGAUUGAACCUUUGACUAAAAUCAUACACAGCACAACUGCCAUGUCGCUUUUGUACGAGUGCAUCAACACCGUCAUUGCGGUACUCAUAUCGAUUUCUUCUGAGUUGCCGAACAACAAUGCUUCAGUUCAGCUGUGCGUGCAAAAGCUGAGAAUUUUGAUCGAGGACUCUGACCAAAAUUUAAAGUAUUUGGGAUUGUUGGCGAUGGGAAAAAUAUUGACGACCAAUCCAAAGCCUGUUCAAGCCCACAAAGACCUCAUCAUGCAAUGUUUGGAUGAUAAGGAUGAAUCAAUUCGUCUUCGUGCGCUGGACCUUCUUUACGGCAUGGUUUCGAAAAAAAAUGUGAUGGAAAUCAUCAAAAAAUUGAUGGUUCAUAUGGAGCGAGCUGAGGGUAGUCAUUAUCGGGAUCAACUUCUGACGAAGAUCAUCUUCAUCUGUUCCCAAAAUCAUUAUCAGCAUAUUACCAACUUCGAGUGGUAUGUAUCAGUGCUGGUGGAGAUUGGGAGCAUGGAAGGAAAUAGACGUGGUGACCUGGUUUGUGACCAACUGAUAGACGUUACGGUUCGAGUUCCUGCAGUUCGAGGUUUUGCCGUAGCGCAAAUGGCGCUUCUGCUGGAAAACGCAGAAAUUCUUCUCGUCAGUUCACAGGCCUCUGGUUCCACCGCGCCGAAAAUUCUGCUAGCUGCCUCUUGGAUUUGUGGGCAAUUCCCGCAGCACCUACCCGAUCCGCGGGCUACGUUAGAAGCUAUGCUUUUUCCCAAAAUGAGUCUGCUUCCGGUGGACGUUCAGGCGUCAUAUGUUCAAAAUGUAAUGAAAGUUUUUUGCUUUCUCGUGAAUCGUGCCGAAGAUGAGAACGACGCCGAAGGAAUUCCUGAGAUAUGUCAAGCUCCUCUGGAGAGAAUGCCAGAGCUCGUUGCAAGUGGUGAUUUGGAAAUCCAAGAAAGAGCUGCCACAGCUUUGGCUUUGAUUCGCCUUGUUUCUCAAGGAAUGGGGGAAAACAUGGGAGGAUUUCUAACGUCAAUAUUCGCUAGUGAAUUGAAUCCUGUUGCCGCCAAGGCACAGCGGAAAGUUCCAGUGCCAUUAGGUCUCGAUUUAGAUGCGUGGAUAAACGAACCUGUGGAAGUUUCUUUAUCCUCCGAUGAGGAAGAGGCCGAAGAAGCCUAUUCCUCUUUGGAUAACCGCACCAAUCUGUUCUUCGGCAAUUCAAUUCAAGAUGCGGAUCGCGCAGAAAAGAAACCAGAAAUGACCGAAGACGAACGUCGAAAGGCUAGUAUUGAUCCAGGCCAUCGGGAGGCGAGAAAAAUUGAAAUAGCUAGCAAUCCACAUUACCUAAAAGAUGCCACAUCAUCAAGGCCUUCAUCGCAGAUGCUAGUUGUCGGCGAUAUUCCAGUCACUAAGCUGGACCUCAACGUUCCCCUUCAAAUUCCGGGCAUGGUUACUUCCGAUCGAUAUUUGAACGCGACAGACGCUGCAUCAAAGAAGCAGAAAAAAGAGAAGAAGAAAUCGAAGAAAUCUAAGAAGGUUACUAGUGUCAGUGAUGAAGAUAUUCUAGAGAAGAAUGAAGAAAUUGAGAGACCAGUGGUUUAUGCUGAACCCGGCGAGAUGCCAGAUGGAGUUCUACUUUCAGAUGAGGAUCGCCCAGAUCCUCGACCUGAUACCGAUCCUCACAAAGCGCUUGAUAUUGAUCUUGGUCCAAUGGUUCCGAAAGUCGAAAGUGGCGUAAAGAAAGAGAAAGAGAGUAAGGUCGUGAAAAAGAAGAAGAAAACGAAAAAGCAUUCCAAAGUAGACGGCCUGAACGAUGCUACAACGGACGAUUUGCUUGUGAUAGCCGACCCCGUCACCAACGGUUAUGCUCAGACGAAGAGUUCCUCCAAGCACAAGAAAGACAAAACGGAAAAGAGCCGACUUAGGAGUGAGCCCAAAAGGAAGAAAGAGAAGCGGAAAGAUUACGAGGAAGCCGAAGGAAUUUCAACCAGCGCUUUGGAAGGGCUGAAUGGCGAGAAUAACCACGUUGCCCUUCCGUUUCCGGAGAAAAAGCUUGUGGAAAGCAAAAACUUGUCUGCUAGUUACCAAGUGGGUGUGAUGGACGAAGACCGUGAUCGUGUUACUUUCCUCUUGAAUCUGAAUAAUAUCGGGAACUCUCACCUCCAAGCAUUCGAUUGGAAACUGGAAGAAAAUAUGAACUUAUUUCAAGUUGCAAGCUCGUCGUCGCUGUUUCCUCCGAACCUUGGGCCGAAAGAAACCCACCCCGUGCGGUUACUCUUCAAAGUGAAUUGCAUGACCCAGUCGACUGUUUUACGAGGCACUCUCUCUUAUACAGAAGUGAAUGACGAUGGGGAAACAGAAAGGGAGGAAUUGGCGUUUCGAGCCGUAUUUCCGGUUACUUCUUUUUUCGAUGACGUUUCCGGAAGUACUCCUGAUGUCGACGGAUUCACAGCAUUACUAAGCUGCGGGGACUUGGAGGCUAAAGCUGGAAUAAUGAUCGAUUGCGAGUCUUUGAACGAAGACGUCGAAAAUAGCUUCAAUAAAGUGUUGAAGCGAGUUUGUUUUGCUGGCCGAUUGCAACUCGUAGAAGCCGUGGAGAAGUCAGCGUCGCUUCUGGGAAGAACUAUGGAGGGGCACUCAGUUGCGCUUCUCAUGAAAGUUGUUGGGAAGGGCAAGCUUUCGAUUGAUGGAAAGAGCAAUGACCAGCAGCUUCUCUCGAAUGUGUUAGACGAAAUUCGUGGAUUCCUCUCUGUUAAAUCUCAAGUUGAAGGAGAUAACCAGGAAAAUAAUGACUUCAAACGGAGACUCGUUUUGCACCCUGACAAGCUAAAAGAUUUCGACGACACGAUUUCGGGUUGGCAUGACUUGAAUGUGCCUUCUGACAUCAUCUCCGGUUUGAAAGAUAUGGGAUACACAGAACCGACUGCUAUUCAGAAAGCAGUAAUCCCGAAAGCUCUGCGAAAAAUGAACAUUGUGGGAGCAGCGGAGACGGGUAGUGGAAAAACAUUGGCUUUUGGAAUCCCCAUUUUGGCCGGCAUCCUGAAGAAUCGAGCAACGUCUCAGAUUAUUCGAGUAGAGGAUGAUGAUGAUGACGACGAUGACGAAGUAGAAGACGACGAUGCAAAUUUCAUGGUGGAAGGAACGCUGGAAGUUUUAGACCCGGAAACCUAUGAACCGAUCGAAUAUCACGCUCUCACGAAGGAAUCCGAGUCGCAAAAAGCAAAGGCCAAGAAGCAAUCUUCGCGCGAAGAUCGUGAAAUUCAGGCCGUGAUUCUUUCGCCGACCAGAGAGCUCGCUCAACAAAUUUGGCAGGAAAUCAGCCUUGCAGCGAAGCACACUGAAAUUUCCACGUGUUUGAUAAUAGGGGGUCUGAGCGAAGCUAAGCAAAUCAGGAUCAUGGAGAAAAGAGGGGCGGAUAUCAUCGUCGCGACGCCGGGACGAUUGUGGAGAUUUAUUGAAGAAGGAAACUCUUUGUUCGAAGGCGUAAUUCGAUCAAAAUAUUUAGUCAUCGACGAAACUGACAGAAUGCUGGAAGAGUCGCAUUUCCGUGAACUUCAUCUUCUCCUCGACAAAAUGAAAGAGGAUGAGGUUGCUACGAAGCAUAGACAAAUGCUAGUUUUUAGUGCCACAUUGACGCGAUGGAUGUCGAAUGCCCAAGAAGGCGUAGCGAGGGAUACGAAAAGCAGCUUGACGCUGCUCAAGAAACUUCUUCGACUUCCCGAUUCGCUGUUCCAAGUUGUUGAUUUGACUAGAUCGCAGGGAACGUCUGAGAGACUGCAGGAGUCCCGGAUACUUUCCACUCGGGAAGACAAAGACGUUUACCUUUCUUAUAUCUUGGAGAAGGUUGGAGGCAGAGUGCUGGUGUUUACCAACACGAUUGCUACUUCGCAGAGACUAAAGGGAAUAUUUUCUUGGCUUGGAAUGGACCCAAAGCUUCUCCAUGGGAAGAUGACCCAAAAAAUGCGACGUGUCAAUAUUGAGGAAUUUGCUGCUUCGCCGGAAUCCGUUCUGAUCGCCUCAGAAGUCGCCGCGCGUGGGUUACACAUACCAAAUAUUGAUUUGAUCGUGCACUAUGAUGUGCCCAAAACGGCUGAGAUGUAUAUACAUCGAAGUGGUCGAACUGCCCGUGCCUUUGCAAAUGGUGGAAGUAUCUUGCUCAUCCUUCCUGAAGAGGUGGAAAAGUAUCGGAAGCUGUGCCGGAGCCUCGGGAAAGAGUCCGACUUGAAGGAUUAUCCAGUGGACGGCUCGUUUUUCCCGAGAGCUAAAGAGCGAUUGUCCCUCGCCGAAGAAAUUCAUGCCCUCGAUAGGGCUUUGCAGAAAUCCAAUCAAGACAACCGCUGGGUCUCCAAAGUGAGAAGCGAAUGUGAUCUAAUCUUGAGCGAAGAUGAGGACAUGGGGGACAGUGACGAUGAUCGUCCACGGAAAAAGAAGAAAUCCGUCAACGUAGUGAAGAAAAACUCGAGAGUACCCAAGGUGUCGAAAGCAUCACGAGCGCAGGUUGCUCGAUUUGAAAUGUUGAAGCAGAAACUGCGUGGUUUGAUCGCCAAAACGACGUUUUCGAAGAACCGGGGAAGUAAACCACGCGUUGCUUGA
This is a messenger RNA of Notodromas monacha, 7281 nucleotides long. Lineage: Eukaryota; Metazoa; Arthropoda; Ostracoda; Podocopida; Cyprididae. The record is from the annotation of a GenBank genome assembly.